AUACUGAAGGAUCCAGUGACUAUUAACUGUGGACACAGUUUUUGUAUGAGCUGUAUUACAGACUGCUGGAAUCAGGAGGAUCAGAAGAGAGUUUAUAGCUGCCCUCAGUGCAGACAGACCUUCAUUCCAAGACCUGCUUUAGGAAAGAAUGUGAUUCUUGCUGAGAUGGUGGAGAAACUGAAGAAAACUAAACUUCAGACUGAUCGAGCUGCUCCCAGUUAUGCUGGACCUGAAGAUGUGGAGUGUGACAUCUGUACUGGGAGAAAACGCAAAGCUAGCAUGUCAUGUCUAAUGUGUCUUGAAUCUUACUGUCAAACUCACUUUGAGCGACAUGAAGGCUUUCACACUGGAAAGAGACACAAAGUCACUGAAGCCACUGGAAGACUUCAGGAGAUGAUCUGCUCUCAACAUGACAGACUGCUGGAGGUUUUCUGUCGUACUGAUCAUAAAUGUAUUUGUUAUCUGUGUACAAUGGAUGAGCACAAAAAUCACGACACUGUAUCAGCUGCAGCAGAGAGAACAGAGAAACAGGACAACCAGAGGAAAUACCAACAGAGAAUUCAGGAGCAAGAGAAGGAGCUUCAGGGUCUAAUGGAUUGUCUUAAGCUCUCUGUACUGUGUAUGUGCUUGUAUGCCUGUGCCCUGUGA
This is a messenger RNA of Triplophysa rosa, 648 nucleotides long. Its product is annotated as E3 ubiquitin/ISG15 ligase TRIM25-like. The annotation marks the transcript as partial. Lineage: Eukaryota; Metazoa; Chordata; Actinopteri; Cypriniformes; Nemacheilidae. Gene Ontology annotation, molecular function: zinc ion binding. The record is from RefSeq and is a predicted model, not a curated record. The transcript has 3 exons.